UUCUUAGCUUCCAACGAGAUUAAUCCAUAGGUCCUCACUCUCUCUACGUACCCUCCCCGUCGAUCUCUAUAUAAACCCAUCGCUUGCUCCUCAGAAUCAUCACACAAACCCCAUCAGAAAACCAUAAAACCCAACAUGGCCAGCUUCCUCAGCAACCUCGCCAUUUCCCUCUCCGUUCUCGCCACCCUCUCCGCCCUUACCCAUGCCGCCACCUUCGUCGUCCACAACAACUGCCCCGACACCAUCUGGGCGGGGGCUGUCCCCGGAGGCGGCCGCCCACUCAAAAAAGACGAAGAGUGGUCCUUCGAGGUGAACCCAGGCACCAAACAAGCCCGCAUAUGGCCCCGAACCAAGUGCAACUUCGACGGGUCGGGUCGGGGCAAGUGCGAGACCGGGGACUGCGGCGGGUUGCUCGAAUGCCAGGCCUUCGGCACCCCGCCCAACACCCUCGCAGAGUACGCCCUAAACCAGUUCAACAACAUGGACUUCUUCGACAUCUCCCUGGUGGACGGGUUCAACGUGGCCAUGGACUUCAGCCCGACGUCGAACGGGUGCACCCGGGGUAUCCGGUGCGCCGCAGACAUAAACGGGCAGUGCCCGAACGAGCUGAAGGCACCAGGCGGGUGCAACAACCCCUGCACCGUUUUCAAAACGGACGAGUACUGCUGUAACUCCGGCAGCUGCAACGCCACAAACUUCUCAAAGUUUUUUAAGGACAGGUGCCCCGAUGCCUACAGCUACCCUAAGGAUGAUCAAACCAGCACCUUCACCUGCCCCUCGGGGACUAACUAUAGGGUAGUCUUCUGCCCUUAAACUCGAGCCAUGACUACGCAGGACGUUCCAACCACUAGAUUUAUAGGUAAAAAUAAGAGCCUGGUUGAAACAAAUUAUUCCACUUCUCAAAUGCCUAAUUUGAGAAAUAUCAAUGAAUUAUGAUGAUGAAUCUAAUAAAUGAUGGAGUGUAAUCCAAGUUAAAUUUUC
Malania oleifera is the source of this 981-nucleotide messenger RNA. Its product is annotated as thaumatin-like protein. Gene Ontology annotation, biological process: defense response. NCBI's taxonomy places the organism in Eukaryota, Viridiplantae, Streptophyta, Magnoliopsida, Santalales, Ximeniaceae. Gene Ontology annotation, cellular component: extracellular region. The record is from RefSeq and is a predicted model, not a curated record. Bases 136 to 813 code for a protein of 225 amino acids. The transcript has a single exon.